AUGGCGGGCAGGCAGCGGCCGAGCCGCCGGCGAGCCGCCGGGCGAGUGCUGCUGCUGCCCGCUCUGGUGCUGGGCUUGUGCUGCCGGGCGGCGCCGGAGCGGCUCCGCUACGCCAUCCCCGAGGAGCUGGGCAGAGGCUCGCUGGUGGGGCCGCUGGCGCGGGACCUGGGGCUGAGCCCGGCGGAGCUGCCGGCACGCAAGCUGCGGCUCAGCGCCGAGAAGCAAUACUUCGGCGUGAGCGGGGAGAGCGGGGAGCUGUACGUGAGCGAGCGGCUGGACCGGGAGGAGCUGUGCGGCGAGGCGGCGUCCUGCUCCGUCAGCUUCGAGGCGCUGGUGCAGAACCCGCUCAACGUGUUCCACGUCGAGGUGGCCAUCCGGGACGUCAACGACAACUCCCCGCGCUUUCUGCAAGACAGUUUUCAGCUGGAGAUCAACGAGUUGACUGUUCCCGGUGCGCGGUUCUAUUUGGGAGUGGCCGAAGAUCCGGACGUGGGCAGUAACUCGCUGCAGGGCUAUGAGCUGGAGGCCAACGGCUACUUCGCGGUGGAGGUGAAGGAGAGCCCGGACGGCAGCAAGGUCGCGGAGCUGGUGCUGCGCCGAGCGCUGGACCGGGAGAGCGAGCCGAGCCUGCGGCUGGUACUGACGGCGCUGGACGGCGGCGAGCCGCCCCACAGCGGCACCGCCCAGAUCUGCAUCAACGUCACCGACGCCAACGACAACGCCCCCGUGUUCGAGCAGGACCGGUACCGCGCGAGCCUGCGGGAGGACGCGCCGCCCGGCUCCACGGUGCUGCACGUCUCCGCCUCCGACGCCGACGCCGGCACCAACGGCCGCGUCACGUACGGCUUCGGGAAAACGCCGGCCAAGGUGCUGCAGAAGUUCGUGGUGGAGGCGGAGAGCGGGACGGUGACGCUGCGGGAGGCGCUGGACUUCGAGGAGACGCGCGCGUUCAGCCUGGCUGUGGAGGCGAGGGACGGGGGCGGUCUGGUGGCGCACUGCGAAGUGGAGGUGGAGGUGCUGGACGUGAACGACAACGCGCCCGAAAUCGCGGUGCUGUCGGUGUGGAGCCCGGUGGGCGAGGACGCGCCGGUCGGCACGGUGGUGGCCGUCCUGAAGGCGAGCGACCCGGACUCCGGGGAGAACGGGCGGGUGUCGUGCGAGCUGUCGGGCGAGGCGCCGCUGUCGCUCGUGGCGUCGCCGGGCGGCUCGUACAAGGUGGUGACGGCGAGCGCGCUGGACCGGGAGCAGGCGGCCGAGCACCGCGUGACGGUGGUGGCCCGGGACCGGGGCAGCCCGUCGCUCUCGAGCCGCGCGGCGCUGGUGCUGGAGGUGUCGGACGUGAACGACAACGCGCCGGUGUUCGAGGAGGCCGCCUACAGCGCCUACGUGGCGGAGAACAACGCGGCGGGCGCGCCGGUGCUGCGCGUGCGCGCGCGGGACGCGGACGCGGGCGCCAACGGGCGCGUGAGCUACUGGCUGGCGGGCGGCAGCGCGGGCGCGGCGCCGCCCGUGUCGGUGGAGGCGCGGAGCGGCGCGGUGUACGCGCAGCGCUCCUUCGACUACGAGCAGUGCCGCGAGUUCGCGGUGGCGGUGCGGGCGCAGGACGGCGGGGCGCCGGCGCGGAGCUCGACGGCGACGGUGCGCGUCUUCGUGCUGGACCGCAACGACAACGCGCCGCGGGUGGUGGCGGUGGACGCGGACGCGGGGCGCAACGCGUGGCUGUCGUACGAGCUGGUGCAGGCGCCGGAGCCGGCGCUGUUCCGCGUGGGGCUGCACAGCGGCGAGGUGCGCACGGCGCGGGCCGUGUCGGAGCGGGACGCGGCGAAGCAGCGGCUGGUGGCCGUGGUGAAGGACCACGGGCAGCCGGCGCUGUCGGCCACGGCCACGCUGCACGUGGUGCUGGCCGAGAGCUUGCAGGAGGCGCUGCCGGAGCUGGGAGACAAAGACGCUGUGUCCGAGCUGACGUCUGAUCUAAACCUCAUUCUUGUAGUGGCGCUCGUUGUCGUGUCCUUGUUAUUCGUUUUCACAGUUGUUUUGAUAUUGUUCCUUAAAUGCCGACGGUCAAGGAGCCCUCCGGUUUUUAUAACUUCCGAUAAGGAUCUGUACUCCAGCCUGGGCUCCAAAGCACCGUAUAACUACUGCAGCAGCACGCUGCCCUUGCCCUACUCCUACGAGGUGUGCUUAGCUUCCGAAUCGGGACAGAAGGACUUCACAUUUCUGAGACCAGGGGCGGCAGCGCUGUCUGACCGUCCCCUGGGUGGGGAACCCGUCUCAGACACUCACUCCGGGAAGGACCCUCAUAGCCCCGGGAGCUCGGCACAGGGUCGACAGGCUUGA
Molecule: messenger RNA, 2337 nt
Organism: Tyto alba (common barn owl)
Lineage: Eukaryota; Metazoa; Chordata; Aves; Strigiformes; Tytonidae
Product: protocadherin gamma-B5-like
Exons: 3
Coding region: 1-2337 (778 amino acids)
Biological process (GO): homophilic cell-cell adhesion
Cellular component (GO): plasma membrane
Molecular function (GO): calcium ion binding
Source: RefSeq, a predicted model, not a curated record